Linderina pennispora is the source of this 711-nucleotide messenger RNA. RefSeq names its product ribosomal protein L6. The record is from RefSeq and is a predicted model, not a curated record. Gene Ontology annotation, biological process: translation. The coding region runs from base 1 to 669 and encodes 222 amino acids. The transcript is spliced from 2 exons. Gene Ontology annotation, molecular function: structural constituent of ribosome; rRNA binding. Lineage: Eukaryota; Fungi; Kickxellomycota; Kickxellomycetes; Kickxellales; Kickxellaceae. Gene Ontology annotation, cellular component: ribosome; mitochondrial large ribosomal subunit.
AUGCGGUCAGUCGGAAUCCGGGUUCUCGCACAGCCGCUCGGCCUGGGCGCUCGCAGCAUCAGCACCACGGCCGUGAUCCGGUCGCAUAUUGGCAGCACGCCGGUGAAGUACACAAAUGAGGUGCAAAUCUCGCACCUGCAGACGCCGUUCAGCAGCACCGACGCGCGGUUCUUCAACAAGACCACGCUGACGGUCAAGGGCCCGCUGGGCGAGCGCAAAAUGGCGAUUGAGCCGUUUGUCAGCCUCGAGAAGGCGCUGGCGAGAACGCCGAGCACCAGCUGGUGGUGGGCAUCCAGGACGCCUGAGAUCAAGAAGCAGCGUGCCAUGUGGGGCACGACGCGCGCGCUGAUCCAGAACUGCGUGACUGGCGUGACAGAGGGAUUCUCGGCGACGCUGCGCCUGGUGGGUGUCGGUUACCGUGCGGCUGUGGAGAACGGCAAGCUGGUGCUCCGGCUUGGGUACUCGCACCCGGUUGAGAUGGAGAUCCCCGAGGGCCUGAAGGUGGGCACGCCGGUGCCGACCAGAAUCCUGAUCAACGGCACCGAUCUGCAGCAGGUCAAGCUGUAUGCAGCCAAGAUCCGCGAGUGGAAGAAGCCGGAGCCAUACAACCAGAAGGGCAUCUUUGUCAACGACGAGACGAUCCGCAAGAAGGACGGCAAGAAGAAGUAAUUUUCCGGGAAUAAAGCAGUGUAUUUUCUGUGCAUUACAUGA